AUGGUCGCCGCGGGCGCGCGGAAGGGCCUGACCGACUUCUACGCCAAGGAGGCGAAGCGGUUGGGGUACGUCGCGCGCUCCGCGUUCAAGCUCCUCGAGCUGAGCGACAGGUUCGGGAUACUGCGCAAGGGCGCGCACGUGCUCGACCUCGGCUGCCAUCCCGGCGCGUGGACGCAGGUGGCGUGCCGCGCGCUCGGGCACCCCGACGAGGGCGGCGGCGUCCUCGGGGUGGAUCUGAGAGAGACCGAGCUCGGGACGCUUCGACACGUGGACCGCAGGGCGCGCUUCGCGGUGGCGGACGCGACGACGCUGUGCGAGAAGCGCCUUCGCGCGCUGCGGGGCGGGGACGGGGACGGGGACGGGGACGGGGACGGGGACGAAUCGAUCGCGACGCGGCGACGGACGCGACCGUUCACCGUCGUGCUAUCGGACAUGGCGCCGAGCACGACCGGCGCCGCGGACGUGGACGCCGCGCGGUCGUACGAGCUCGCGGAGGCGGCGGUGAGGAUCGCGCUGGGCGAGCGCGCGCUCGACGGCGGCUCGCUCGUCGUGAAGCUCCUCGAAGGCCCGGGCGGCGGGAAGGCUGACCUCCAGGCGGUGUGCGCGCGCGCGUUCGACAGAGUGCGGUGGUACCGACCGAGGGCGACGCGGCGCGAUUCGAGCGAGGUGUUUCUCGUCGCGCGCGGGCGGCGGUGA
This is a messenger RNA of Micromonas pusilla CCMP1545, 696 nucleotides long. RefSeq lists its product as uncharacterized. The coding region runs from base 1 to 696 and encodes 231 amino acids. Lineage: Eukaryota; Viridiplantae; Chlorophyta; Mamiellophyceae; Mamiellales; Mamiellaceae. Gene Ontology annotation, molecular function: rRNA (uridine-2'-O-ribose)-methyltransferase activity. The record is from RefSeq and is a predicted model, not a curated record. Gene Ontology annotation, biological process: RNA methylation. The transcript has 2 exons.